GAAGAAACUGGGAUUUUGGAGGAGAUUGAGAGAAACCAAACGAUAAUGGGAAGCGCACCAGCUCAGAUUCCGACUAGUUUCGGCCAUGAGCUUAGGGCUUGUCUUCGUUGCCGACUCGUCAAGACCUAUGACCAGUUCAGGGACGCUGGUUGCGAGAAUUGCCCUUUCUUCAAGAUGGAAGAGGAUCAUGAGCGUAUCGUGGAGGUCACUACCCCUAAUUUCAAUGGUAUAAUCUCUGUGAUGGAUCCAAGUAGAAGCUGGGCUGCUAGGUGGUUAAGAAUCGGGAAGUUUGCUCCUGGUUGCUACACUCUUGCGGUCUCAGAGCCACUCCCUGAGGAAAUGCAGCACCUAUGCCAAGAAGAGCGUGUACAAUAUGUUCUGCCGAAACGCAUGUGAAGAAAAUCCAUCAAGAAGAAUACAAGAAUACAAGACCAAGUAGUGC
Molecule: messenger RNA, 442 nt
Organism: Arabidopsis arenosa
Lineage: Eukaryota; Viridiplantae; Streptophyta; Magnoliopsida; Brassicales; Brassicaceae
Source: the annotation of a GenBank genome assembly